UUCACUUGCGCCCCCCGUGGUCAGCUACUCACUAAAAACAUCCCGCUGACUGUCAUAAAGGCAGCGCGGAUGAACCGUGGCGAUAGGGGACGCGUGUGUCCGACACAGCGCAGUCCCAUCCACGGGGGUCUGCUCGGUGGACCCCAAAUGGCGGCGUGAGUGAAGGAUGCGCCUCCCCAUCUCCAUCUUUGUGUCCGUGUCCCUGUUUACCGCCGAGACCACAGCCGCGCUGUACCUCAGCUCCACGUACCGUUCCGCAGGGGACAGGAUCUGGCAGGGGCUCACGGUCCUCUUCACGCUCGUGCCCUCCGUGCUCGUGCAGCUCACCCUCACGUUCAUCCACCGGGACCUGAGCCGGGACAGACCGCUCAUCCUCCUGCUGCACAUUCUGCAGCUGGGACCCAUCGUCAGGUGUCUGGAGGCGUUCUGCAUCUAUGGCAGCGUGGGCAGAGUGGAGGAGCCCUAUGUCAGCAUCACCAGGAAGAAACAGAUGCCACGGCGGGGGCAGUCUGAGGAGGUGGAGCGGCAGGUGGGGCAGGCAGAGGGCAAACUGUUCACCCACAGAGCAGCCUUCGCCCGCACCUCUGUCAUCCAGGCCUUCCUCGGAUCUGCACCCCAACUCACCCUCCAGCUCUACAUCUGUGUGCUGCAAAGGGGCGUGUCCAUCGGCAGAGGAACAUUAAUGGUGAUCAGCCUACUGUCUAUAGUCUAUGGAGCACUGCGCUGUAAUAUUCUUGCCAUAAAGAUCAAAUAUGACGACUACGAAGUGGACGUGCGGCCCUUGGCGUACAUGUGUAUCUUUCUGUGGAGGAGUUUCGAGAUUGCCACUCGUGUGGUGGUGCUGGUGCUGUUCAGUUCUGUGCUGCAGCUCUGGGUGCUGCCCGUGGUUUUGCUCAACUUCCUUGUUUUCUCCCUCUACCCCUGGAUCCUGUUCUGGUGGAGCCACUCUCCUUUCCCUGAGAAUAUUGAGAAAACUCUGUCCAGAUUAGGAACCACCAUUGUGCUUUGUCUGCUCACCUUCCUCUACGCAGGUAUCAACAUGUUCUGCUGGUCUGCGGUGCAAGUUAAACUUAGCGACCCAGACCUCAUCAACAAAUCGCAGAACUGGUAUCGUAUGGCUGUUUACUACAUGCUGCGCUUUGUGGAGAACGCCUCACUGCUGCUGCUGUGGUACAUCUUCAGAACGGACGUCUACAGCGACAUUUGCGCUCCACUGCUGGUGCUGCAGUUGCUUGUAGCUUACGCCAUAGGGAUCUUCUUCAUGCUGGUGUUUUAUCAGUUCUGCCACCCGUGCCGAAGACUCUUCUCCUCUAGUAUGAGCCAGGGACUUUGGGACUGCUCCUCUGUGCUCUGUUUUAUGUGUGACACAGCUCCAUCACCCAUCAGGACCACAGGUAAAGCUGCGCUCCAGCCCCCCAGCUCCCACUGCAAAGAGCCCCCCAGUGACCGGGCCAGUGAUACGUACGAAGACAUGCCAAAUGAUACAACCUACGAUAUUCUCAACGACACCAUUUAUGACAGUCCUAAUGACAUGGCCACUAUCACAGACACAGGCGUCAAUGGCGACGCUGGCUACACUGAGCCCUGCAAUGCAUGAUCACUUUAAGCUGAAGAAAAACAAUAGAGCAGAACAGAACAAAUGUAUUUCCAAAUAAUGAUCACUCCAGAAUGAAAUGGCACACAUUAAGAGCAUAGUUUUUCAUAACUCUGCAAGCUAUCUAGCAUACAUUAUGGAUUUACUUCCACUCAUUCAGUUCCUUUGGCUGCAUAAGCAUAACGCAUGGCUGAUGUUAAGAAAUUAGUACAGCCACUCAUGAGCUGUUUUAUAGCAAAAACUUGAACCAUGCAUCUUAACCCUCACGCUCUCCUCGGGGUCAUAGACCUGAAGAAAUUUUUUUUCUUCCUUCUUCUGAUUCCUCUUGGAGUGGGUCAAUCAGACCCAAAAAUUUAUUUUCUCGUCAGGCGAGAAAAAUACAUUUUUGGGUCUGACCCCGAGGAGACCGUGAGGGUUAAACUCUUAAAUGCCACAUGGAUCACAGAGUCUGCUCUUGAAAUCAUCUCCAUGUUAGAAGCCAUAUUAUACUUUUUCCAUCUGAACCUGGAAAGAGGAAGCGUGUCCUUAACGAAGUUUGUUUACCAGCUACGGCUGAAUAAGUGCACAAAGUUUAGGUAACUAGGCUUGAAUCAUUUUGCAAAUUCAAAAGCCUGGGGUCACUGCACACUGUACUUUUAUGCUGCAUUAUUCAAAUCACAGUGAGCCACAAGAUCAAACUAAUCAUAUUAAUAUCUAUAAAGCAUGGAGGUGUGCAUGUGUGGAACAAAGUGAACUGGAGUGAAUAGUAUUUAAUGCCAGUGGCUGCAAACAAUCAGCUUUUGAAGAAAAUGUCUAAAUAAUAGCUUUAUCAUUACAACAUGCUGCUUCUAUGGUGUAUUUUUGCAGAAUGAGAGUUUUAACUUGAUGUUCUAUGUACUAUGCCAGUGCAGUCGACACACCACACAUUUUACUGUGAAGCAUGUGGACAGCUCAAUUUUUUGCACGUCGAUGUAAAUGUGUAUUCAUAAAUGUAAUGUUUUCAUGUGUCACUGGUCUCUUAACACAGCUGUAGAUGUGUCACGCCUCAGCUAACCUUUAACUGCAGUGUGUGAGGGGCAUUGUUUGAGAAAUGUAAAUGCAGAGGUUUUGCAGCCUCGGGUAUCAUGUUAAAGUUCCUGAUGUUUGUUAUCAAAAGAAAAAAAUGCCACAAGAAAACUUAUUGCACACGUAUUUCUCAUUUAUAAAAACAUUUAAAAUAAACGCAAAAAUAAAUUUAUAUUUAUAUCAGCAAAA
Boleophthalmus pectinirostris (great blue-spotted mudskipper) is the source of this 2827-nucleotide messenger RNA. It is a transcript of the gene xk, whose product is annotated as X-linked Kx blood group (McLeod syndrome). Lineage: Eukaryota; Metazoa; Chordata; Actinopteri; Gobiiformes; Gobiidae. The record is from RefSeq and is a predicted model, not a curated record. The coding region runs from base 167 to 1597 and encodes 476 amino acids. Gene Ontology annotation, cellular component: membrane. The transcript has 3 exons.